Molecule: messenger RNA, 10790 nt
Organism: Magallana angulata
Lineage: Eukaryota; Metazoa; Mollusca; Bivalvia; Ostreida; Ostreidae
Exons: 29
Coding region: 83-10639 (3518 amino acids)
Cellular component (GO): membrane
Molecular function (GO): protein binding; calcium ion binding
Source: RefSeq, a predicted model, not a curated record
UCUAAGGUAUGUAUUGAAAAGAAUAGUUACAAAAUUCAUACAAUGAAUUUAAAGUGAUAGUUCUCCUCAAACUAGCGAAAGAAUGAAGGAAUUGCUGCAUCUGUUUCAUAUUCUUUGUGGCAUCCGCAUUGUGUAUUCGGCUUCUAGAACCGUGUGGAAUCUACCACCAGUUAGCCAAUACCAUUACAUAGAUGAGCUGAGCACCUUCAUCAGGCACGCAAAAUACAUUCAGUUUGAUGUCAAAGGCUGUAACGACGCUUGUUUUAUUCUCUCAGAGCAUCGAAAUGAUUCUUCUCACUCGUACGAGAUUGUCGUCGGGGGUUGGGAGAACUCAAAAUCUGUAAUACGGAAGUGUAAAGGUUGUGCUUCCAUGGCAACAGCGUCCCACAGACCAAUGUCUUGCACAGAGUUCAGACCGUUUUGGGCCAGCUGGGAAAACGGCAUCAUACGGGUAGGAGAAGGACUGGAGGUGGGCGCAGGAACAUUCAUAGAGUGGUCUGAUGAAACGUCACAUCCGGUCAACUUUUUAGGAAUUUCAUCCUUUAAUACUCCGACAUCUUGGAGAUAUUUCAAAGGAAACGUGUCAUCACUGGAAGCAGCGCCCGGAGAAUCAAAUGUCAUAAAGUUAGAAAGCGGAAAAUCAGUGGUUGUUAAAUUGACGUUUGAAGCAGCGGAGAACUCCAGUUAUGAAUUUUCAGCCACCCUGGACAAUGGAAUUGCUAUCAACACCUCGUCUUCUACGAUUGAGAACGGCACAAUUAUCUAUGUUAUCUAUUCACACUUUAUGUCCGGAGUGAGCUUUGGUAGUUACUUAGUUAUCUUCUCAAUGGUUGAUAACAUGAAUUCAGUUGCUGCUAAGGAAAAGGAAAUGGUUUUGCAAUAUGAAGAAAGAAUAACAGGAUUUACGAUUUUGACAAACAAUACCAUUUUCCAGUGGAACCGAGAGGGUUCCGUUGAAGCAUCAAUGAGUUCUGGUUCCAAUGUUGUUACUGAGUGGUCUUGGAGUCCCUCUCAAUCCGUUAUCCACUCUUUGAAGUGCAAUGGUAGUUCCACAUUCAGCGCCAACUUCACCUAUACAAAUACAUCGGAAGGGAGCCAUUUUAAUGUUUCGGUCACAGCAUUUAACAAUAUCUCUAAUGCAACUGCACAUUUUGCAGUUAGUUUAUACAAUGGUAUUAACGGCGUGAGCAUUAAUUGUUCUUCAAAGGCAGAAUUAAAUCCUACUGCGAAUGUUGUCUUGAAAAUGUCAUCUACGGAAAUCCCACCCGAUGGUUUACUGAGAGCGAACUUGUCCUACGGAAAUAACGAUGAAGACGAACAACUUGACCUGUACACUAGGUUAUCUGAAUUGACCAGUUCUGGAGUCAACAUUACAAAGGCUUUUGACACACUUGGCAACCACUCCGUCAUGUCCCAUUUCUACACAGAAUAUGACGAACAAAUCUUGACAUGUAGAAUUUUGGUGUGUGAAAAUUUGACGGCCGUUCUCAAGUUUGAUAAAGUCCAAAAACGUAAUGAAACAACUACGUUUUACUUCGAAAACAAAACUAUUUUUGAUUUUGAUUUCGUCGUUGACUUUGGAGAUGGCACAGUUUAUAAAAACUCCGAUGUGAAUCCAAACGAUCCCUAUAACGUUACCACAAUUAACAAAACAUAUACCACCUUUGGUGAAUACAAUAUAACAUAUACUAUCUGCACUGCUUGUCUUUGUACAGUGGCAUCCGAUCUUAUCAACGUCCUUGAUGGUAUAUCAUUCUUUGACGUUGCCACCGGACAGAAUUAUUUUGUUAAACUUGAGAGCAGGGGCAAUGCGGUCGUAAGCCUGGUUUACGACACUAAAGAUACGAACUAUUCACUCACUUUGACAGCGUGGAUUAAGGGUGGACUAAGCCUUGACGUAUCGACAGCCUCCAUUGACAGAAGCGAUGAAACUGUGACAUAUAAUCUGACAUACGCGUUAGUUGAUUCUCUUUCAUAUGGCACUUAUGAAUUGGUUAUGAGCUUGAUGCAGACAACCAGUGAUUACAAUGAUACGAUGACAAAGACGUUGAUUUUAUAUUACGAAGAGCCAAUAACCAUAACAAAGCUCACCGUUUUACCAGCAUAUGCGGUUGACGAGCCUGCUUUCAUCAAUCUAACUUUUGAUGGUUCAAAUGUCAUUACGGAAUGGUUUUUAGAUGGUAAGGACUAUUGUAUUAUCAAUCAUACUGGAUUUGGUGAGCGAAACGUUACUUUGAAUUCAUCAAUAACCAAAGGAGGGCCAAUCAAUGUUACGGUCAUUGUGUCUAACAGUAUUCACAGAAAGUCUGUAAGUGUUGAGACACAUGCACUGUAUAGAAUCAACGGCAUAUCAUUCAGUGUUCUUAACCCGCUGAUAGAUACUCUCCAGGGUGCAGUCUUCAAUGUUACACUCGAAUCAAAUUCUCUCCAACCACAAGGAACGACCGAUUUAACCAUCAACUUUGAUGACGGUUCCAGUGAAGAAAAACACUACAUUUACAAUGAAACAUCUCUCGUAACCAUGCAGCUAUCUGGGUUUUCAGUGGCACACAAUUUCACUAAACAAGGGAACUUCAGCGUUGUUGCAAUACUCCAUACUGAGGUGGACACAAAACAUUUUGUAACGAAUGUCUAUGUAUGGGAUAACCUGGAAAAUGUUGAAUUCAUCAGUAGCAAAAUGUUUGCAAGGGUUAAUGAAACUAUCUAUUUUUCUUUUUGCAAUCCACCGUAUUCUAACUUUCACUACAUUAUCACUUACGGCAGUGAUUCACGAACAGAAAACAUUUCGACUGACCUUCAAGAGAGAUAUGUACAAAUCAGUCCGUUGUCAAAGUCUUUUAACUCUUCCGAAAAGUAUUCAGUCACAGCAACUAUAUUUAAUUCAUUUUAUAUCAAAGUUGUCACUUUAGUAAUUAAGGUGGAAGUUCCGAUUACGCCGGAUGAUUUUACUUUAUCACCAGAGAAAGAGGUGAUCCCUAUACCGGAUGGUGUUCAAAAAUUCAUUUUGCAAUACAACAGUUCAGAACCAGUACCAACGGACAUGCUAUGCACUUUUGAUUUUGGAGAUGAUGGUAAUUUAAGUGUCUUUUCAGAACUGUCGGACGACAAAUCUAUUGUUAAAACUCACAACUACAGCAGCGAAGGUGUAUUUAAUGUGUACUUAAAUUGCUCAAAUCAUGUUAGUGAAAUGAACAAAUCUUCAACUAUUGUUGUCCAAUCCUUCAAUUUAAGUGACUUCAAAGUUUUUUACGGCGAUGUCGUUAAAGUAAUGAAUAUGACAACAGAAGCCGUGAAACCAAAUGAAACCUAUAGACAUAAUUCCAAACCAGUAGUUCAAGCAGCAAAUGUUAGUUUUUACAUAUCGUUAAAAAAUUGUUCAAGAAUGCCUCCUGGGAUAUGGAUCAAAUGGGACUUUGGCGAUGGGACCAUUGAAACUAAACACCAACGCUCGUUAUCCAAAACGCACACAUUUAGGAAAAAAGGAAAUUACUCGAUGACUUUUUUCUUUAACGAUACCGGAACGAACGAAGAACAUUCAUUUUUUUACGAACUAAAAAUGGGAGUAGUGGACUUUUAUAUUGAUAAACCGGUAGGACUUGUUGAAGGAAACAGCCUCAUAUUCCAUGCAACUGGGAUGAACAACGCAACGUACACCUUUGAUUCAGAUUCAAGCAAAGCGACAAUGGUGCCGAUAAACUCAUACUCAACCAACGUUACUUAUAACGAAUAUGGCACAUUCUUACCAAAGGUAACUGCAAAAAAUGCAAUCAUGACAGAAGUGGUCUACUAUACCGAUAUCAUAAAGGCGGAUUUUUCUCUUGAAAACAUUAUCUCAAUUACCGUUCCUAAUAAAACUGUUCUUCUUCCACCUGGAACCGUUAAUAUUUCUGUUGUCUCUACGACGCCUUUACCGUUCGUUACAUGCAUGUUUAUAUCAGGAGAUUUCAUAGACAAAAAGAUACACACCAAAACAGCAAAUAUCACUUCGUCGGAACCUAUGGUUUUUCCAUACACGUAUUUAACAUUGGGCUAUCAUUCCUUGAAAAUGAAUUGUUCAAAUUAUUAUGAAAGUAUUACACUAAACGAUUUUAUAUUGCAUCUUUAUAAUAAAUGUUUUUCACCUCAUGGUAUAUUUGAUCGUAAUUACGCUCUCUACGACAGACCACUGAAAGCGUAUACUUCGAAGGAUUUAUUUGUUUCGAGUAGAAUGCAAGUCAUUUGCAUCGAUAAAACAGCGAAUUUCGAAUGGGAAUAUUUUAGAUAUUUGAAUAGAACGAACAAAACAAUAUUUAAUUAUACAAGCUCUCUGAAUCCGCUUCAAGGCGGCAACGUAUUCACAAGGGGAAGCGUUCCCCCGGGAACUUAUGAAGUUACGUUAAACAUUUCUCUUGAAGAAACUUGGCUGAAAGAAACAAUGUUUAUCGAGUUCAUAAAGCCAGCGCCGUAUGCCUUUAUCAUUGGAGGAAGGAUGCGGGCAGCAAAAUUCCUACAGAAGAUUAUUGAAAUUGAUGCUUCUUCUGGGUCCUAUGACGGGGCAAAAGGAUACGGAGAAAAUAAAAAUCUUACUUACAUUUUUGAUUGCAGAAUGUUUUCUUCCAAUGACUACAGAAAAAUAGAAAGCAACCAAUGCAUCGGAUAUUGUAAUAUGACGAGCCAACAGGGAGAUACAACAGUUUUGGAUAGAGGAAAAAGAUAUCUUGACGUCACAACCGCUAAUGGUUACGCAGUCACAGUCAACGUUAGCGACGGUCAGAAGUCGACAUAUUUCACACAACUGAUAGGAAUUAUAAAUGGAGAUCCCCCAGAAAUGCUUCUCAACUGCAGUAUGAACUGUGCCGAGAAAUAUGCCGUAACGUCUAAGAUGAAGCUGUACGCCGUGUGUUUGGAUUGUCAGCCCAAUGAAGUACCGAUAUUUUCAUGGAGACUUUACAAGCUUGUGGGAGGGAAAGGGGAAGAAAAGAAAGAAGUAGAAGUAGAUAAUUUUAUCAACAUGACAGCGACAGGCAACGAUUCGGCAACUAUGGUACUGAAGGAAAACUCACUUGAACCAGGAGAGCGUUAUCUGUUAAAACUUGAAACAUCUUUGGAGAAUCGGGAAGGAACCAGUACUGUAGCCAUGGACAUCAGAACAAAUUAUCUACCGCACCAUGGAGACUGUAAAGUAGUUCCAGAGGAAGGACAGGCAAUGAAAACUACCUUUGACAUUGUCUGUAAUAAUUGGUUGGAUGAAGGAAGCAGACUUGAGCGCAAUCUCGAUGUAGACACUAAAGAACAAGAGCCAUUGACGUACCUGUAUGAAGUGGUGUCAAAAUCGAACGCUUCCGGAACUGUCAAAGAAACGAAAACUGCACUUUAUAGAGGAGGAGAAAGUUCCGCCAUAAAUAUGCAAUUACCUCUUGGAAAUAAAGAUUUUAAUUACACUCUGGAUAUUCACGUUUAUGUAUUUGAUAAAUAUGGUGAUUACAAUUCAACAACGGCUCAAGUGAAGGUAAAACCCGUAGAGAACUUCAUUCCAACAGAUGAUAAGGACACAAAAGCUUUGGAUGAGCUCUUUGAUUCCUUUUCCGGUCUUUUUAACAUAACUGCAUCUGGUGGAAACGAUAUGGCAGUUGUUCGUCUUGUCGGUUCUGUGUUGUCCUACUUCAAAGAAUCAUCACAAGAUGUCAUUGAACAGACUGAUGAAGAUGAAGACGAUGGUGAUGAUGAUAACGAAGAUGAAAGUCUGAGCCCUGUGACAGGACGCUACCAAAAGGAAGCAGUGAAAAUCGCAGGUGCAUUGCUGAAUACUGUCACCCCCGGAAACAACACGAAGCCUAAAGUAUUCAGUCCUGCUGAUGGUCAACAGAUAUCAAGUACUCUAAUGUCUGUCACCAAGAAUCCUGAUUUUAUUACAACAGAUUCUGCGGAAAACAUAACUGAAGUCGCUACAACUAUAAUGGCUAGUAUUUUAGAAAACGCAAACAUACUGCCGUUUCCGGUAGAGAGUAUUGCUACCAUUGCUGGCGCUAUAGAUAAUACCCUAUCAUCGUUGGGUCAGAUAACUGAUACGUUGCUUCCUGAUGAAGUUUAUGACCCGACUGAAGUAAUAACAGAGGAUUCCAUAUACCAAAACCUACUCAAGGAAUACAAAAGAGAUGUUGAUUUUAGAAACAAUAUAUCACGCAAAGAUCUAUGGAGACGAGCAAAGAAAAAAUACAAAGAAGUACAGAAAGCCCGGAAUAAACAAAAAGGAAAAAAAUAUUUCGCAAAGAGAACAGCAAAAUCUAUAAGAAAAAUACUGGAAGAUAUUGAAAAGGCAAUGAUUGUGCAACAAGAAGUCGGGGAGGGAUCGAAAAGUGUAAUUGAUAAAGGGAUUAAAGUAACAACAGAAGUGGGUACUCUUGGUAACAUUGUCAACAAAAGUCAGUCUUUAUAUCAGGGAGUUCAAGUUGAUUUUGUUGAAGCAUCAUCAUCUUUUAAUGAUACGCUCCUACUUGAGCCAACAUCCAUACCCACAUCAACUCAAAUUCCAGUAAUGACAUCUAAUGUACUAAAUGCGUCAUCCUUAAACGAUUCAAACCCAGAUGCCAAUACUAUUGUCCAAAUUAAGAUGUCAAUUACGACGAAAAAUCCACUCAUGUAUGGUAAUAAUUCAAACCUUCUCACUUCCUCAAUUGCAUCCGUCAACUUAGAAGGAAAUAUUGCUCCAACCAUCAAAUUCAAAAGUAAACUGCCUGCAUAUAGAUAUAUGCAACGAUACACACCGAAGACAUUCCCAGAAGAUCCAGAUGGCUUCAUGUAUCUCAGAAUAUACGUAAAGAGCAAAGAGGAUACACUUAUUGCAUAUCUAAACCCAGAAGACCUUUCCAGCGGAAGUGAUAACCUGUACACAAUAUAUUUAGGCAAAACUAAUUAUCCCCGACAAAGCAAAGGGAAAUAUGUUUGGAAAAGAAGGCUCUCUGUUCGGGACCUGACAAAAGAUGGAUUUAAAUUUAUUAUUCCACCAAAUAUAUGUGAUGAGGGAGUCUGCUAUUUCGGGAUUAAACCCAUGAAAGAUGUAGCUAAUGUGAAUGAAAAAAGAUCCUCAAGGAAAAGAAGAGCUACCCAGGAUCAUACAAAUUCAAGUAUUCAUAGUACUAUUCAAAGCAUCGAAGACAGUGUGAACACAUCACAAAAUAAUUCAAUAUUUGACUCAUCUUCGUCAAAUUUUGCAUUUGCUGUUGCGACAACAGGAUGUCGGACUUGGGAUGAGGAAGAACAGGACUGGGUGUCAACCGGAUGUCAGGUAUUAGAGAGUAGCACGUUAGAGGAGACAAAUUGUAGAUGCACGAAAACAAAGUCAAGGGGAACUAUCUUUGCCACCACGUUUUACGUUCCUCCAAAUACUAUAGAUUUUGAUAACAUUCAGAUUGAUCUGGAAAAUGCUGCAGUCUAUGGAACACUGAUCGGGAUCUUUUCCGUGACGAUCGUUUGCAUGAUAAUUUUAAGAAAGAAAGACAUAAAGGAUCUUGAGAAGUGGUCAAUUUACUUUUUGGCGGAUAGUGAGGCGACGGACAGGUAUUUCUAUCUCAUAACAGUUCAUACAGGAUUCAGGAGAGGAUCUGGUACAAAAUCUAACGUCUGUUUCGUAUUAUCGGGUGAGGAUGACGAUACUGGGGUGCGUCUACUGACCGAUGGAAUAACGGAGGGAUUUGAAACAUCAAGCAUUAAGAGAUUUUUUAUGGGAACAAGUGCGUGUCUUGGAGAUCUAACUUAUUUAAGAAUAUGGCAUGAUAGUGCAGGUUGUGGAGACCUUCAAAGUUGGUAUCUGGAUAAAGUUAUAAUCGAUGACGUACAAACUCGCAACAGGUACACUUUCCUUUGUGAACAAUGGUUGGCUCUUGAUCACGAGGAUGGCAAAAUAGAGAGGAUCAUUCCAGAGUGUGGACAGAAUCAAGAUUUUAAAAUAUUGUUUUCCCAGCAUAUUCAAAAGAGUCUCACAGAUAAUCAUCUUUGGUUGUCUAUUAUUAUCAGACCGGAAAAGAGUAACUUUACGCGAGUACAGAGACUUGCUUGCCUUGUUACUUUUUUGAUAUUGACAAUGCUUACAAACGCCAUGUUUUUCAAAUCCACAGAAGAUAUACAACCUGCAGACGAAGUUAAAAUUGGUUUCAUUCGAUUUUCAAUGACUAAUCUUAUAGUUUCAAUUCAAAGUAUUCUCAUCACAACCCCUCCAGUUAUCUUUGUUGUGCUUAUUUUUAGAAAAAGUCGUCCGAAAUUUGCUUCAAAACCUAACGAUAAUACGACAGAGAAAUCAUUAAACAAAAGGGUUUCAAAACUUAUAAAGGAUAAGAGUUGCUUUAUAAAGGAAAAAGAUCCUUUAGAUGAUGCAUUUGUUCAAAAUCGUCUACCAUUUCCAUACUGGACUAUCUAUAUAGCAUGGAGUAUUAAUUUUUUGAGCAUAGUCGGAUCUACGUUUUAUCUUUUUCUGAUAAGCAUGGAAUGGGGGAAAUCAAAGUCAGAGGAGUGGAUCACAACUUUUAUCUUAAGCUUCCUGGAGUCAUUCUUUGUAGUUGAUCCAGUAAAGAUUACCAUACUCGCCUUUAUUUUGGCCCUCCUGUUCAAGAAGUCUCCUGAUGGCGAUUGCCCUUCAGUGUCCAUCAAAACAUUACAAAAAUCAAUUUCAACUUACAAAUCGGAAGUACAACGAGCUGAUAUAGUAUUUAUUCAAGACCUAAUGAAACCAGACCAAGAGACCGUAAAAGAAGACAUAAGAGAAUUAAAAGCACAAAGAGAGCAAGAACUCCAUGCUAAGGAUGCCUUGUACACGCUUCUGUUCUAUGCAAUAUUUAUGUUUGUUAUUUAUAGUGUAAGCUACAUAGAACGUGACCAGAGAUCAUAUCAUUUGAAACAAAAUAUUUACCAGCAACUGUUUGGUAACAACACAUUAUCAAAGAUUGCAAAUACCAAUGAGUUCUACCGAUGGAUGCGUGACGCUUUUAUCCCAAUGUAUUACCCUCUGACGAAUUACGCAGAUCAAGAGUUAACUUCAGUUGAUAAACAAUGGUUUGGAGAUAUGGCAAAUAUAAGAGUUGGACCAGGGAGGAUUCGUCAAGUUCGGAUGAAUAAAGCACAAUGCGACUACGAAAAACUGACAGGAACUCACUUGUGUUAUGAAAAGUACAAUGAAUUCGAAGAAGACGAAAGUGAAUAUUGCCUGGGUUGGAAACCUUAUAACCGAACCGUUUGUGAUUCUGAAGAUUACAAACUAGAAAAAUUUACCGCAAGUGCUUGGAAAUUUACAAAAUCAGCCGAUAUAUGGGGAUCUUCUAUGAUGGGAGAGUAUACCGUGUAUGGUGGAGGAGGAUUUAUCGUAAAGUUUACUCAAAAUCGUGAAACGGCCAUCAAAAUGUUAUAUGAAAUUGAACAAAAUAACUGGAUUGACAGAGGAACUAGAGCAAUCAUUGUCGAAUUCACUUUAUAUAAUGGCAAUAUCCAUAUGUUUACGUAUGUAAACCUUUUCAUCGAAACAACCGAAACAGGUGGAGUAUUUCUAUGGGUUGAAAUUAGACCAUUUAGACCCUUUGACUCGUUAAAUGUGAUUGGGACAUACCCUGUAUUGUGCUAUAUUUUAUUCAUCAUUUAUCAAAUUGUCCUGACAAUCCAAACAAGCAAACAAAUUCAGAAAAUAGGUGUAUGUUCCUUUGUUAAAAGCGCAUGGAAUGUAGUUGAUACAGUUUGUUUAUUGCUUGGUUAUUUCGCUAUUGGAGCCUUCAUAACUCGAAUGAUGUACACUAAUACUGCUAUGACCAUGUUUUAUGAUGACUUGGGUACUAUUGGUGAGGACAGUUUCGUAAACUUUAAUCACAUAGUUAUCUGGGACCAAACGUAUACCACUGUCGUAGCCUUGCUUGUAUUCAUUGCAACUCUGCGGAUAAUAAAAAUUCUUGGAUAUAAUCGGAAAUUUACAGAAAUAAUAUCCGUUAUUACCACAGCAUCGACGGAAUUGCUAAGCUUUGGAAUAGUAUUUGCUUUAGUUUUCUUUGCCUUCGUAUUUUCCGGAAGUCUUCUUUUUGGGAAAAAUUUAGAAGAAUAUCGAGAUCUGUUUAAUGCCUGGGCCACCCUUACAAAUACAUUGAUCGGGAAAAACUCACUUCGUGGGAUGGCUAUCGUUUCACCAUACAUAGCAAAGAUUUACUAUUUCGUUUACGUGUUUUUUGUCUUGUUCACACUCAUAACCGUGUUUGCUGCUGUCUUAAACUCCAGUAUUACAUCCGUUCGAAAAGAGACUGCCAGCAUGGGAGAAAUAUUCGGCAUUUUUGACAUGCUAAAAAAAACAUUGAAAGGUCUACUUGGAGUCGUUUAUCGGGGGAAAUCUGGGCACGGAUAUGAGAAGUCAAACAAAUACCUGUCCUCUAAAGUUUCAGUAUCUGCUAAAAUUGAUACUCCUACCAUCCUAAGGAUACUCAAAGGAGCUUUCAAUAAUACGGAAACUCUUCAGGAUUUAAAAGUUAAAAUAAUGGGAAAAGAUUCCAAAGAUAUGCAUCCUGACAGCGUGUGUUCGAAAAAAGGUCACAUGUUACAUAGUGACGACACUUUACGUAUUUCUAGUGAUACCGAGAGACUUACUGGAGUCAAUACUCCGCGAGACAUUGAUUUGUUACUCAACUAUAGCAGUUGAACAACAAUACGCAAUCUACAAGUUAUAUUAUUGUGUUAUUUGUUGUCCUCGCAUUUUAAAUUUUUUAAGCUUUGUUGAUAAUACGCAUUAUAAUUUUCGUUGUUUUUUGCUUACAAAAUAAAAACGACUGGUAUAUGCCAGAAUAAAUAUA